Messenger RNA from Sordaria macrospora k-hell, 3840 nucleotides. RefSeq lists its product as uncharacterized. Lineage: Eukaryota; Fungi; Ascomycota; Sordariomycetes; Sordariales; Sordariaceae. Gene Ontology annotation, cellular component: nucleus. The record is from RefSeq and is a predicted model, not a curated record. Gene Ontology annotation, molecular function: DNA endonuclease activity; single-stranded DNA binding. Gene Ontology annotation, biological process: nucleotide-excision repair.
AUGGGUGUGAACGGCCUCUGGACCGUCCUCCAACCGUGCGCCCGCCCAACCAACCUGUCCACCCUCAACCGCAAGCGCCUGGCCAUCGACGCCUCCAUCUGGAUCUACCAAUUCCUCAAAGCCGUCCGCGACAAAGAAGGCAACGCUCUUCGCAACUCCCACGUCGUCGGUUUCUUCCGUCGAAUAUGCAAACUUCUCUGGUACGGCAUCAAGCCGGUGUUCGUCUUCGAUGGCGGUGCUCCCGCCCUCAAGCGCGCCACCAUCCAAGCCCGUCGGCGCAGACGAGAGGGGAGACGCGAUGAUGCCACAAGGACAGCAGGAAAACUGUUAGCGGUGCAAAUGCAUCGUAUGGCCGAGGAGGAGGAAGAAAGAAGGCGAAAGAAGGCAGAGGCUCGAGAAGGCAAAAGGACAACAGCAGCAGCAGCAGCAGCAGCAACAACAGAAGAGGAAGAAGAGCAGGAAGUACUCCCAGACAUGGACACAAUCGUCUACGCCGAUGAACUAGGCAUGUCCCAAACCGAACGUCAAAAAUCUCGCCGUUUUCACAAACAAGACGCUUACCACCUCCCCGACCUCACCAGCUCCAUCGAAGGCAUGGGCAAGCCCGACGACCCACGCAUCAUGUCCGUCGAAGAACUCGAAGAGUACGCUAGGCAAUUCGAAAACGGAGAGGACAUAAACCUGUACGAUUUCAGCAAGAUCGAUUUCGACGGCGAGUUUUUUAAGAGCUUGCCGCCCGCCGAUCGGUACAAUAUCCUGAACGCGGCUAGACUAAGAAGUAGACUGCGAAUGGGCCUGAGUAAAGAGCAGUUGGACGUCAUGUUCCCUAACAGGAUGGAUUUCAGCCGGUUCCAGAUUGAGCGGGUCAAAGAGCGGAAUCAUUUGACUCAAAGACUGAUGUACGAGAUGGGUAUGACGGGGCUGGAUCUGACGCUGGCGGUGAACGCGACAAGGGUGGCGGGGGAUCAGAAUCGGGAGUAUAUCCUGGUGAAGAAUGAGGGUGCUGAGGGAGGGUAUGCGUUGGGUGUGGUGAGUAAAGAGAAGGAUAAAGGACAGGUGACGAAUCCUAUUGAUGUUGAUGAGCUGGAGUUUCAGUUUCAGGGGAUGGGAGAUGAAGAGGAGGAUGAGGAUGAGGAUGUCGAGUUUGAGGAUGUGCCGAUUGAAGGGCUCAAUCGGUUGCCCAAGUUGAGUAGGGCUGCUGGUGAAAGAGCCAGGGGUGCUGCGGAUGCGAGAAGGCAGUUUUAUGAGUCGAGGCAGAGUGAAGAGGUGGAAGAUGAAGAUGAUGAGGCGUUGUUCGUCGAUAACCCACAAGAUGCUGUGUUUGGAGAGGAGGAUGGGAUACAAGCUGAUGAGGAGGAAGACCUCAAUAGGGCUAUUGCCAUGUCUCUUCAGAAUCAGCAUGGUGUCGGUCUGCAGCCAGAAAAGGAAGAUGAGGACAUGGAGUUUGAAGAGGUUACUGCUCCCCAGUGGACACAGAAAGCAGUGGAAGCACCCAAGCCUAUUGUGAGCACCAGUGGUCGCAUGGUUGCACAUAUCGUCAACAAUAGGGCGAGUGCUGCCGUUCCAAGGCGAAGGGAGAGUACCGACAGCAGCGAUAGUGAAGGGGAUAUCCAGGCAGCCAUGGCGGCAGCUAGGAGGAAGCAAGCAAAGGCGCCGGCACCAAAGCCGGUGGUCGAAAAUCGCCCUGUUCCCGCCAAUACUCCCUUUAAAGGUCCACUUCCAUUUGAGAAACUGGACUGGAAGAGCCUUCUCGGCGGCAGUCGACCAAAAGCACAGCCUCAGGAGAAGAAGGUUUGUGAACCUCCCAAGCCUGUUGAGACUGGUGCGAUGGAACCUGAUUCGGAGGACGAAGCUGGCGGUUUUGAGAGAGAACCCGAAGAAGCCCAGAAAAAGAAGGAUGCUCCUCUUCCAUUACCGCCAUGGCUAGCAAAUACUGAUGAGGAUAUCCGCGAGACUGUUCGAAAACAGCGGGAGCACGAUAGGAAAAUGGCUGAGGAGGAUGAAGACUUGGCUCGUGAAGAACAGGCCAGAAUUCGAAAGCAACGAGAGGACGACAUCAUGUUUAUUGAGUCAUCGGACGAAGAUGACGGUGAUUUGGAAAUCCUCGAUGCUCCUCCAUCACCAAAGAAGCCCACUCAGAUGCCAGGUGCUAGUCUACCCUCCCUGAAUGACAACCAAGAACCCGAAAAAGCCCGCCGAUCACCCACCCCCAACGAAGAAGAAGGCGACGACAUCAUAUUCGAAGACGCAACCCUUCCUUCACAAACCAUGACCCUCACCUUUGGCCCACCCACAACCCAAGCCGAAGAAGACGCCCAAAUCGAGGCCGACCUCUUCAAAGACGUCCUCCCUCCUUCCGCCCAUCAAGAACGAGUCGAAGGUUUGGCAGCUGUUCCGGACGACACCACCACUGACAUCAUCCCCGACCCCGACGCACCCGCCCUCUCCGAAUUCGAAGACGACUUCAGCGACCCCGAAGAGCAAGAACUCCUCGCCUCUCUCGCCGCCGAAGCCGAAGAGCACGCGCGCUUCGCCACCGAGCUCAACCCGGCCAGCUCCAAGUCCUUGCAAGAAAACCAAGCCGCCUACGAAGCCGAACUCAAAGCCUUACGUUCUCAACAACGCAAAGACCGUCGCGACGCCGAUGAAGUCACGCAAAUAAUGAUCACAGAAUGCCAAGCCCUCCUCCGCUUCUUCGGGAUCCCUUACAUCACCGCGCCCAUGGAAGCCGAAGCGCAAUGCGCCGAGCUCGUCCGUUUAGGUCUGGUCGAUGGGAUUGUCACCGAUGACAGCGACACGUUCCUAUUUGGCGGCACGAGGGUGUACAAAAAUAUGUUCAACGGGAAUAAAUUUGUCGAGUGUUAUUUGUUGAAUGACAUAGAAAAGGAGUUGUCGUUGGGGAGGGAGCAGCUUAUUGCCUUGGCCCAGCUUUUGGGCAGCGACUAUACAGAAGGUCUACCGGGUGUUGGGCCGGUUACGGCUGUGGAGAUAUUAUCCGAGUUCCCACCAUCCAGUGAAUCAGGGCCGAUGUCUUCUCUAAAGGACUUCAAACAAUGGUGGACAACCCUCCAAUCAACCCCCCACCCUGACGCCUCCUUACUCAACACCCCAUUCAGACGCAAAUUCCGUAAAUCCCACCUCACAAAGUUAUUCCUCCCCCUCAACUUCCCCAGUCCCGCAGUCUUCGAAGCCUAUCUUCGUCCUGAGGUGGACAGUACACCUGACCCCUUCCAGUGGGGCGUUCCGGACUUGGAAGGGCUGAGACAGUACUUGAUGCAAACGAUUGGAUGGAGUCCGGAGAGAACGGAUGAGGUGUUAGUGCCGGUUAUUAGGGAUAUGAAUAGACGGGAGAGGGAGGGGACGCAGAGUAAUAUUACGAGGUUUUUUGAGGGGGGUAUUGGGAGUGGGACCGUGAGGACGGUUGGGAGGAAUUUGGGUGGCGAUGGGAACAAAGGAGGUGCGGCUGGUGAGGAUGUUUAUGCGCCUAGGGAAAGUAAUAAGAGUAAAGGAAGUAAAAGGAUGGCGGAGGCGGUGGGGAGGUUGAAAUCUCGCAGCAAGGUUGGCGGUUCGGGGUUAUCUACUGCUUUGCCGGUGAUGGUUAUGGGGCCGUUGGAUGGAGAGGGGGAUGGAGGUAAUAAGAAGAAACGGAAGAGAGGGAAGAAGACUGCCGCGCAGGACAACGAAGAGGUUCAGGCAGAGGCGGAGGAUGAUGUUGAGCGGGAUGGAGAGCAAGACGAAGAUGAAGACGAGGAGGAUGAUGUCGUGGCUUCAAGCUCCAGGGGAAGGAGAGGCACGGGUAGAGGAAGGGGGAGGGGCCGUGGGAAGAGGGCAAGAGCGUAG